AUGAAGCUCUCCAUCGUCAUCGCGCUCGCGCUCGUUAACGCUGCCGCGGCGUCCGUCAUCCCCCGUGUUCCAGCCGGCACCAGCGAGGAUAUCGGCGGCGGUCCCGGUCAAUCUUGGCGCCGUGUCGAGGAGGACAUCGUCGGUGGUGUCUUAAUCGUGCGCUUCCUCCACGACCGCACAGUGUGCCGCGCAAAGGCUGCGCGGGUACCGGCCUCGGUCCUUUCCGGAUCUCCUACCGGCCCCUACACCGUCCAGGUGAUGUCCCCGCGGCGAAGCUCGCGCAGUGGCACUGCGGCACUCCGCGACGAUGGGACAGUGCCGCCCUCUUCGCCACGCACCCGCCCGUUCCCUUCGACGCCAGCCCCCCGCUCGCCAGAUCGAUCUUGCAUCCCAGACAACCUGGCCGCAUCAGAAUGCCCUACACCACUGCCCGAAGACGCCGAGGGCUCGUAUGAAGAUGCCGGAUGCGAUGCGGCAUGCUGCGAUUCGGGGCGCGAGUACCGGUUCGGCGCCGCAGCUGCAAAGCAGGACCGCCAUCCUCAGUAUCCCGGCCCAGAACGCAGACUCGGAGGCUCAGACGACGCACCCUGCAACAUCUCCCGGUCGCUCCGCGCACGCGCGCGCCUCCGUCUGAGCCAGAGCAGCCCCACUAGCCCGGCCAAGAGCGUUAGCGCUCCCAGCGCGAUUCCCACUCCUGCUGCGACGCCCAGUCCCUUCUUGCCGCUGCUCGCCGCGCCCACAGAUGCACUGGCAGGGUCGCUGGGCACCAUCGCCGUGGGGUCAAGCGAUGUCGUCGUGGAGGCGCUCACCGAGCCCGACGCGGCGGAUGACUGCGAGGAGAGAAGACAGUCUGUGAAGCUACUGGCCCUGACGGUAAUGUUCACGGCCGCCUUCUCCCCGGUGGCGUCGGUGAAGGUGGCCAGGAGAGGCGUCCCGGCGGGCUCUGGGAUCGUGAACCGCCACGACCUCCCCAUCAGCGAAGGUCUACUAAAGACUGAAGGCCCGGGAUUGGCGGCGUUGGGACGCAGGAGGACGUCGAGCGAGAAGGGGGGGUUCCCGCCUGUGACAUUGAAGUGA
Messenger RNA from Epithele typhae, 1077 nucleotides. RefSeq lists its product as uncharacterized. The transcript is spliced from 6 exons. Bases 1 to 1077 code for a protein of 358 amino acids. The record is from RefSeq and is a predicted model, not a curated record. Lineage: Eukaryota; Fungi; Basidiomycota; Agaricomycetes; Polyporales; Epitheliaceae.